Messenger RNA from Cucurbita pepo subsp. pepo (vegetable marrow), 1856 nucleotides. The record is from RefSeq and is a predicted model, not a curated record. NCBI's taxonomy places the organism in Eukaryota, Viridiplantae, Streptophyta, Magnoliopsida, Cucurbitales, Cucurbitaceae.
UAUUUAUUUUUGCGUCUUUAGCUGGUUAUUCGGAGCUGGAUCUCGUUCCCAGCCUCACACCCCCCCGGAUCCUCCCCCUUCAACUCUUUUUCUCUGGGCUUUGAAUCUUCUCUUCUGGGGUUUGAUCAUCUCAGGGGGGUGAGCGGAUUUCUUGAUUUGGGGCUGAUUUGCUUUGAUUCUGUCUUUUGACCAUCUCUCGGAAGUUAUUUCGGUGAGUUGUGGGAAUGUGGAGAGACGCUGGAGCUCCUGCUGAUUCUUUCUAUGAGGUUCGCCCUGAGUGCACCGAUGUUCCCAAAACCCGCUUCAAGAUCAGGGCUGGGAAAACUUUAAGUGUUAGAAAAUGGCAAGCAGCAUUUAAUCCAGAAGGGCAACUGGACAUAGCAAAGACUCUAAAUCGCAUUCACCGUGGGGGGAUCCAUCCUUCAAUUAGAGGAGAAGUGUGGGAGUUUCUUCUUGGUUGUUAUGAUCCUAUGAGCACCAUUGAGGAGAGAGAAGAAAUUCGCCAGCGUCGAAGGAUACAGUAUGCGACAUGGAAGGAAGACUGUCGACAAAUGUUCCCUGUCAUUGGAAGUGGUAGAUACAUCACAGCACCUGUAAUCACAGAGGAUGGUCAGCCUAUUCAAGAUCCGCUUGUACUUUUGGAAGCAAAUCCAGAAAGUGGUCCGCUUGUGCCUCAAGACACCGGCACUGCUGAUGCCGAGUCUGAUGGUUCACAGCCGAAUUCUUGUAGUAACAUGGAACCUGUGACAGAUCAGAAAAUAAUUCAGUGGAUGCUUACUUUACAUCAGAUAGGCCUUGACGUGGUUCGGACUGACAGAACUUUGGUAUUCUACGAAAAACAAGAAAACUUAUCAAAACUUUGGGAUAUUCUUGCUGUUUAUGCGUGGAUAGAUAAAGACAUCGGCUACUGUCAAGGAAUGAGUGAUCUUUGUUCCCCCAUGAUAAUGCUUCUCGAGGAUGAAGGCGAUUCGUUUUGGUGCUUUGAACGUUUGAUGCGCAGAUUGCGAGGGAACUUCCGAUGCACUGAUAGCUCGGUCGGCGUGGAGACUCAACUCAAUAACUUGGCUGCUAUCACACAAGUCAUUGAUCCAAAACUUCAUCAACACUUGGAGACACUUGGGGGUGGUGACUAUCUUUUCGCUUUCAGGAUGCUUAUGGUUUUAUUCAGACGCGAGUUUUCCUUUUGCGAUUCGUUAUAUCUCUGGGAGAUGAUGUGGGCUCUGGAAUACGAUCCCGAUCUAUUUGCGUUGUAUGAAGAACCUGAAAUGUGCAAUGAGAAAGGCGAGGGAUCGAAAGGAAAAGAAAAAUCGAUGCGCCAAUGUGGGAAAUACGAACGGGAGAAUUUGAAAGCAAAGAACGCACAAGCUCCUCUUCCGAUCUCGGUUUUCCUUGUUGCUAGUGUCUUGAAAGAUAAGAGCACAAAGCUACUUACAGAAGCUCGGGGUCUGGACGACGUUGUGAAGAUAUUAAAUGACAUGACUGGAAAUCUUGAUGCCAAAAAAGCUUGCACUGGGGCAAUGAAGCUUCACAAGAAGUAUCUAAAAAAGGCCAAGAAGCCAUAGCAGUAGAGGAAGCUGAAACUAUACUUUUUUUUUCUGGUCAUCGAGUCGAUCGGGCAAGAGAUACCAGUGGCCGGAGUUUGUGGAGGCGACACAAUUUUUCUGAUCAGCUAUACAUUCCCAGAUAUUGAAUUUGUUGUAUGUAAAAAUAAUGGUUCAUUUCCCCCCCUUUUUGGACACACAUUAAAAGAACAGUGAAAGAAUAUGUUUUGUGAUAAUCAUCCUGAUUCUUUGUAACAACUUGAUGCAUACACCAGUAAAUAUCGUUGGUAUAUGGGAACAACAUUCCAGGCCUUA